This is a messenger RNA of Paramecium sonneborni, 1947 nucleotides long. Lineage: Eukaryota; Ciliophora; Oligohymenophorea; Peniculida; Parameciidae. The record is from the annotation of a GenBank genome assembly.
AUGUCUUCCUAGGAUGAGGAAAUUUAAGAGAUGCUUAAGAGAUAUGAGAAUCUUGAGAAGCUUAAUCAACAAUUAUAGAAUGAAAAUUACAAUUUAAUGAAUCAAUUAUAAACAAUCUAACAAGUAUGCAAAAUCCUAAUAUUUUUUUAAGAAUGUUGAAUAAUUAGAAAAAGAAAACAAUGAACUAAUUGAUUAAAUUGAGAAUUUGAAAAAUGAUUUAAGAACUUAAUUUUCCUUAAGUCAAAGUUUAAGAUAAGAAAAUGAAUUCUUCGAAAAUCAAUUACAAGAUUAUAGGAAAGAAAUGGAUUAAGGAGGCCAAUUAUACACUAAAAUACUAGAAGAGAUUGAUUUAUAUAAAACUCAUAACUAGCAAAAAAAUCAACAAAUUGAAUAUUUAACUUAAGAGAAUAAUAUGUAUAAGGAUUAAAUGCUUCAAUUAUAAGAAGAAAAUGAAUAGAUUACUCAAGAAAUAACUAACUUAUAGGAAUUACUUAAUUAAAAUGAACUUUACAAUCAUCAAGAUCCUAUAAAUGUCCAAAACUCUGAUUAAAAGAAAAAUAAGAAAUAAAGUCGAAGAUAAAUCAAAGAAUUAGAGAGAUUGGUAAUUAAAAGAGAACAAGAAUUAAGUCACUUAUAUGUCAAAAUGGAAGAUAUGAAAAAUUAUGUUACACAAAUUAAGCAUCAAUCUGAUAAAUAUGAAUAAAAUUUAUAACAACUAUAUAAAGAUUAUUAACUAAUGGAGGCGGAAAGAAAUAAAUAUGCUCACAAAAUUGAUUAAAUGCAAAAUUAUAAUGAAAGAUAUUCUAGUUUAUAAUAUUAGUUAUCAAAUUAAGAUAAAAAUAAGAAUAAAGAAUUCAAUUCAUUAAAAAGUUAAUUUGAUCAAUUAUAGAUGAAUAAUUUACAAUAUUAGUAAUAAAUAUAAACUAUUAAUGAUGAAUAUGGAAAAUUAUCAUAAUAGUGUAUAGAUUUAUAGGAAUUAAAUGAGCAAUAUAUGCAAGAAUCUUAAAUUUUAAAAGAUUCUUUGAUUGAGAAGGAUUAAAAACUUGAAAGAAUGUAAUUACAACUAUAACAACUAUAAUAGAAAGAUCUUUCAAUCUAAUAAUAAAUGAGAGAUCAAAAUUAGUAAAUUAAAGAAUUAUCAAAUAACAAAUAAGAAUUAUAGAGUUAAAUAAUAUAAUUAUAAAGAGAUAAUUAACAAUUCUGUAAUUAGAUAAAUACUUUGAAAGAACAAUCAUCUAAAGAUCUUAAAGAUCAUAUAAAUAUUUAAGAAUAAUUCAAAAAGGAUAAACAAACUUUAAUAGAUAGAAUAAAAAUCUAAGAUGAAAAGUUUUCAGAAAUGGAAAUCAAAUAUAAAAAUAUUGAAUUGAAUUUAAAAUAAGUUGAAGAAGAAAGGUUAUAUCGAGUUUAGGCAGAAUAGUAAAAUUUUUUAUAUUUUAGAUCUUUUGAAGAAGUUUCCUAGUAAUGUAUGUAAUUAUAAGAUUAAAAUAGAGAUCUACUUAGAUAAGUAGCUAACCUUGAAAAUGAAUUAUAAAGAAAUGAAGAGGAACUAAAAUAGCUCAAAAAAAAUAACAAAAAGUAUUUAUAUAGAUUAAUACAAGUUCUUAGAAUUUUGAUAAAACAACUUAGUAGUUAAUUCUUAAAGACAGAGAAAUUUUACAUCUCUAAUCUAUUGUUGAAAGAUUAGAGGGUAUGAAUAGACAGCUCUAAUAGGAAUGUGAUAGAUUAGCAGCGAAAAUUUAAUUAACUUCACAUGAAAAUUCAUUAUUAAGUAAGACUAAUAGGGAAAUUAAUUAAAUGGGUCGCUUAAUUUUAGAAGGUUAAUAAAUAAAAGAAAUGUUAGAAAAGAAAAAGUAUGAAAAACCUUUAACCAUUACUAAUAACAAAGCUCCAUAAGUGAUUUAAUAAUUAUAAUAACAUAGCAGAAGACCUUCUGUUAAAAAGUCUUGA